AUGUCGACUUGCGAACGCGGACGCAGGCGAGGUAGAGGCAGACUAGGCAAUGCUAUGCCUGAAGCGACAGGAAAUAUUCCUAAUCAUGUAGACUUCAUGGCUACUCUAGGGAAUAUGGCCGCGGCGAUGCAAGCGACAGCCGAAGCCCUGGGAAACCAAAUAAAUAAUGGUAACAAUGGAAACAAUGGCGAUAAUGGUCCUAUGACGCUUUCCUCCUUCCUGAAGGCUCAGCAUGUUCCUGAAGAACAGUGGGUUGAGUUUGAGACCUACCAGCUACAAGGUGAAGCUCAGCAUUGGUGGCAGGGCGUGAGGUGCAUUCUGCAGCCUGAUGGGGUUGUAAUCUCUUGGGAGUUGUUCCGAGAGGAAUUCUAUAAGAAAUACUUUCCCAGUUCACCCAGAAAUGCUAAGGAACUUGAACUGCUUCAGCUAAAACAAGGUCAGAUGACCAUCACUGAGUACACUAGCAGGUUUGAGGAACUGUGCCGUUUCUCACGGAUUUGUCAGGGAGCUCCUGAGGACUUUGCUGAGUGGAAAUGCAUUAAGUAUGAAGGAGGCCUUCGGAGCGACAUUCAGAGCUUUUUAGCACCUAUGGAGAUCCGGGUGAUUUCUGAACUUGUGAACAAGAGUCGGAUAGCUGAAGAAUGUGUGAGGAAUGCAGCUGUGGCAAAAAAUGAUAACCGGGAGUCCCACCAAAGAGAUCACCAUCAAAAUUUGGCACCAAGGAGUCAAGAAUUCAAGAGGACUGAGAACUACCGACCAAAUAGGCAGCAUAAAAACAAGCAAGGUUUGUGUUACCGGUGCGGAUCACCUAGGCAUCUAGUUAAGGACUGUCCUAAUCCUCGUGGUGGAAACUCAUGA
Molecule: messenger RNA, 858 nt
Organism: Arachis ipaensis
Lineage: Eukaryota; Viridiplantae; Streptophyta; Magnoliopsida; Fabales; Fabaceae
Molecular function (GO): nucleic acid binding; zinc ion binding
Source: RefSeq, a predicted model, not a curated record